This is a messenger RNA of Camellia sinensis, 825 nucleotides long. The record is from RefSeq and is a predicted model, not a curated record. Lineage: Eukaryota; Viridiplantae; Streptophyta; Magnoliopsida; Ericales; Theaceae.
AUGGGAAGCGAGUUAGGGAUGCUAACUUCAUUAUCUAAUAGGGCUGUUUAUGAGGAACUCGAGAAAUAUGGGGACCUAGAGAAUCAGGUUUUGUGCCGUGAGCGUGUUGAGGAACUAGAACCAAGUAUACGGUACUGUCUACACAAACUUGGUGAGUCAAAUUUACAAACUUCUGAACUCAUGCACAUUGGUGAAAUGGAAGGACCUGCACUCGAUCUUUUCAAAGCUAAACUAGAGGCUGUUAUGGCUGAGGCAAGAUCUCAGCAGGCUGCAUCUAUGACAGAAUUUCAUUGGCUUGGUCAUAAAUUUCCAAUUUCUAAUGCGAAGACACGUGUUUCCAUAUUGAAAGAAAAUGAGCUUGAUGCUAGAACAAAAGAUGUGGAAAAUGUCAAAUUGGCUUUGGAAUCUCUUCUGUAUGAAGAGGGGCAGAUGGAAGCCUUACAAAAGGAUCGUGCAGCUGAGUUGGAGCUAGUGCAGAAGUUAAUGGAUGAAAUUCGAAUUCUUUUGGCAUGUAUUUCACAUACCAUGAUCCCAUGAAGAAUCUUGAUAGGACUAGGGUUAACGGUGCGGUUACUAAACUUAUUAAAGUGAAGGAUGGCUUCACAAUGACUGCCUUAGAGGAUGCUGCAGGAGAAAAUUGUUUAAUAUUAUAGUAGACACAGAAAAUACUGGAAAGCAACUUCUUCAAAAUGGUGAUCUCCGAAGAAGAGUUACACAGUUAUCCAUCUAAACCAAAUUCAAUCCCAAAAUGCUUCUGUUAGAUUGGUUGGCAAGGGGAAUGCAGAAGUGGCUCUGUCUUUGGUUGGAUAUGAUCAAGAACUGAAG